AUGCCUUCUUACCACAGCUGGGGGGCAGCUGCCCAACACCCACGACUUCCCCCGACGCCUCCAGAGUACCAGACCGCCUACCUCACGCCCUUGAGUGCAGUCUCUGACCAAGGCUUCUAUCCUUCGCAAGGCUAUCACUCCCGCCGAUCACUCUCGUCCCGGGACUACAACGAUAGAUAUCAGCCUCCGCCGGCCUACACUACUCAGCCGCCCCUAGGUGGGCAAGUGCCGCGAAUCGGGCAUGCUCAUCCGCCUCAAGAAUACCCUUAUCCUCAACCCUAUCAUAUGCAUGGUUCGUCGUACUGGACGAACGCGGUCGGGGCGCCAAUUCUCCCUCCCAUCCGUGUCACUGAGGCUAUAGAUCAUUUCCCAGCACAUUACGGAGCACAGCACACCGAAUCGAAGCCGAAGGAGGACAAGCCUACGGGAGGCGUAGCGCAGCACCUAGAUUACGACAUGGACCUCAUGUCCAGCUUCGUGGCCGAGAUGUCCCAGAAACUUGUAACACCAGAAUCUGCACCAACAUCUCAGUUCCGCAAAUAUGUGUCCCAGAUCCUAUCCUCUACUCGCCUGCCGAGCUCUACAAUCAUGCUCGGGCUAUUUUACCUGGCCUCGCGCAUGAGGCAAGUCAACGAACGCGGGCAGUCAACAUCAUCCUCUGGCACUGUCUAUCGCAUGCUCACUACCUGCCUCCUUCUCGGGAGCAAAUUCCUUGACGACAACACCUUCCAGAACCGUUCUUGGGCCGAAGUCAGCAGCAUUCCAGUCCACGAGCUGAACAUGAUGGAAUUGCAGUGGCUGACGGACUUCAACUGGGAGAUUCACGGCAUGAUGUACGACGAGGAUGAAGGCUUUUUCAUGUGGGUCGAGCACUGGCAUGCCUACGAAGAAAAAGCACAGCUGGCCAAGGUCAAGGAGCUGCAAAAGCUUGCUCCAAUCGAGACGAAUCUUCACCGCCAUCAUGCUGUCCAGCAUCAGCCACUUAUGUCCCCUGAGGGCCCUAUUCCACCUCAGUAUCAACAAGGCUCGCAAUACGAUACCCGCUGGGUUCGGCCUUACAUUUCGGAAUAUUCACCCCCGUCUGCCCCACACAGUGGUCCAUCAACGCCAGACUACUAUAAUGCUUCUUGGUCUUUUACACCAACCGGUCCUCCCCCAUAUGGGCGCCAACAGUAUCAUUCCGAAAGUGGAUCGGUGUACUCGGCCCAACGCAACCAGCUGCCCACGUAUGCCCAGACGUUUGGCUAUGGUUCGGGUCUGACCCCAACAUGGGUGUCUCACGGGCCCAACUGCGGCUGCAGUCUCCAUGCCAAGCACUCGGACUAUUAUUUCAAUCACCCCGGAUACGCCAUGCAAACUGUGGUGGGUUAA
Messenger RNA from Cladophialophora psammophila CBS 110553, 1371 nucleotides. RefSeq lists its product as uncharacterized. Gene Ontology annotation, cellular component: nucleus; cyclin-dependent protein kinase holoenzyme complex. Lineage: Eukaryota; Fungi; Ascomycota; Eurotiomycetes; Chaetothyriales; Herpotrichiellaceae. The record is from RefSeq and is a predicted model, not a curated record. The transcript has 2 exons. The coding region runs from base 1 to 1371 and encodes 456 amino acids. Gene Ontology annotation, molecular function: protein kinase binding; cyclin-dependent protein serine/threonine kinase regulator activity. Gene Ontology annotation, biological process: regulation of cyclin-dependent protein serine/threonine kinase activity.